Molecule: messenger RNA, 1035 nt
Organism: Uloborus diversus
Lineage: Eukaryota; Metazoa; Arthropoda; Arachnida; Araneae; Uloboridae
Exons: 5
Coding region: 157-861 (234 amino acids)
Source: RefSeq, a predicted model, not a curated record
CAACGUACGUGAAUAGGAGGAAAGAAAUAUUCACUGCAUUUAUUUCAGUUUUAAGAGUUCUCAAACAUCUAUAAAAAGGAGUAGAAGUUAUAUUAGCCGUUUAGAUGACAAAGGGAAUUUAAGUGAAAAGGAAAACAGCUUUAUCAGUUCGUGAAUAUGAUUUAUAUAAUUGUGGUUGCGUCAACGCUGAUGACGACAGCAUGGUCUGAACCCCAGUGCCAUACUACAGAAAUGUGGCAAUGCAGUAACAUAGCCAUUGAUUGGUUUCACACGCUGCCACCAAAAUCUAUUCCGGAAUCCGAAGCAGAGAUUGAAACUAUGUGUCAAGAAGGUAGAAAUACGAUCAACUGUUUUAACGGUUAUGGUAAAAGGUGCAUGAGUCCUCUUCAAAAAGAACUGGCAGCUUUAAUCUUUGAAGGAGCUAUAGAGUUGUACAACGAACUAUGUACUAAAGGUUCACCUAGUCAAGAUAAGCUUCUGAAGCAUGCUCCCUGCCUGAAUGAGGUAUUUAAAACAGAGGAAAUUAAAACGCUUUUGGAUCAUAUUUUAGUUACUUUCAAAAAGUCCCAUAUUGUACCAUUGCAGGAUGUAUUGCCAUUUACAUGUUGUGGAAUCAAUAAAAGCUGCCAUAAGUUCUUAGGCCUUAUUCGUAAAACCUGUGAUGAUGAAGCAGCCGAUUUAGUAAAAGACCUGAAACUAUUGGCUGUCGGACAGUUACCGGAGGCUCUUUGUAAGGAAGGAGAUGGAUCGGAGGAAAUUUGUCAACAGUUGUUGCCACCGGAUGAUGCAAAAUUGUCAGCAACCGAGGAUUCACCAUUUCUUAAAACUCUUAAAGACGUUCUAAAAAACUGGAUGGAUUAAAAAUCGUUGUAACAUCCGCAUGUUUACCCUGAUGCACGGAACAAUGUUCAAGUUUUUGCAAAGAUCUGUUUUUUACACCACUUAAGUCACACGUGUUUCAGUGAAAGUGAUACUUAACUAACUUAAAUAGAUAUUCACUGUAUUCCAAAGAAUGAACUAAAGAGAGUUAAUCAA